AUGCAACCACAACCUCAGAAAUCUAGCCUUGAGGUGACGUUAGAGAGCUUUAUAACCGCAACAAAUAGUGCCAUCCAACACCAAAAUAGCUCUAUCCAACAGUUGCAGGCCCAGAGUAAACUCAUGGAAAACCAGAUAAGCCAACUUGCCAAUCAAGUUAGCCAAUCUUUAAAGAUUCCAGGAACUUUUCCGGGCCAGACAGAACAACCUCAAAAAGGCCAAAUGAAUGUUGUUACCCUGAGGAGUGGAAAGCAAUUGGAAGAUCCUCCUACCAAGGAGCCAUCAAAGGAGGUCGUUGAAGAAGCAGGUGCAAGUGAGAAGGAAGUUGACAACUCUAAGGUCGAGGAUGAAUCAAAGGAAGAACCACCAAAGCCACUUUCUCCGUAUGUGCCCAAGGUUCCUUUUCCUCAAAGGUUAGCCCAAGCUAAACUUGAGAAAAAGUUCAGUAAGUUUCUUAAUAUUCUUAAAAAGCUUCAUAUUAAUAUUCCAUUUUUAGACGCCAUAUCUGAGAUGCCUUCUUAUGCAAAAUUCUUAAAAGAUAUGCUAUCUAACAAGAAAAAGUUAGAAGAGAAUACUACAGUUGCUUUGAAUGCAGAGUGCAGUGCUAUUUUGCAGAACACUCUCCCUAAGAAAUUAGGAGAUCCAGAUAGCUAUUUGAUUCCAGUGAAGCUUGGAGAUAUCAAAAUUAACAGGGCAUUGUGUGAUCUAGGUGCAAGUGUAAGCCUCAUGCCACUGUCCAUAUGCAAGAAGCUGCAAAUGGGUGAGCUCAAACCCACACGCAUAUCCCUGCAACUUGCAGACAGGUCAGUGAAGUUUCCUUUGGGUGUACUUGAGGAUGUACCUCUUCGCGUAGGUAAGUUUUUCAUACCUUGUGAUUUUGUUGUGAUGGAGAUGGAUGAAGAUGUGAAUGUUCCAAUUAUACUUGGUAGACCUUUCUUAGCUACUGCAGGUGCAAUUAUUGAUAUGAAGAAAGGUAAGAUUACUUUUGAAGUAGGUGAUGAGAAAUUGGAAUACUCACUUUUGAAUGUCAUGGGUGCUCCUUCUAUGGGAGACACUGUUUGUCAGGUUGAUGUGCUCGAUGAGCUGCAGAAUGAGAAACUUCCCUUGAAUCAGAAUGAUGAUGCUCUUGAACAAGUGCUAUUAGGGAAGGAAGAUGAUGAUGGAAAUUGGGAGUCAAGAGAGUAUGUCAGGCUGUUUGAAGAAGCAAAGGCCGAUCUGAACAUGAAUCCAAUCAGAGAGACAUUGAGUGUAAUGAGUAUUGGGGAGAGUUCUAAGCCUCCCGAGGUAGAGUUGAAACCCCUCCCCUCUAACUUAAAGUAUGCAUAUCUUGGUCCAAACAAUUCAUAUCCUGUUAUUGUUAAUGCUGAACUCAAGGACACAGAAUUGGAGCAAUUGCUCAAUGUUCUGAAAACAUAUAAAAGUGUUAUUGGGUACACCAUUGAUGAUAUCAAGGGACUCAUAGAAAACUCUAUGGAAGUCUUUAUGGAUGACUUCUCCGUUUAUGGAACAACCUUCGAUGUAUGCCUUGCAAAUUUGAAGAAGGUGCUCCAAAGAUGUAAAGAGGUCAAUUUAAUCUUAAACUGGGAAAAAUGCCAUUUUAUGGUACAACAAGGUAUUAUUUUAGGCCAUGUUGUAUCCAAUAAGGGUAUUGAAGUAGACAGAGCUAAAAUAGAGGUCAUAGAGCGCUUACCACCACCAAACUCUGUAAAAGGAGUUCGAAGUUUCCUUGGACAUGUAGGUUUUUAUCGUCGUUUUAUCAAGGAUUUUUCGAAAAUUGCUCGACCUCUAACUGAGCUCUUGGCCAAGGAUGUACCUUUUGUUUUUUCUGAUGCUUGUCUUAAAGCUUUUAACAGGUUAAAGGAAGCCUUGAUAUCUGCUCCUGUCAUGCAACCCCCAGAUUGGAGUCUGCCGUUCGAAAUCAUGUGCGAUGCUAGUGAUUAUGCGGUAGGAGCCGUGUUGGGGCAAAGGAAGGAGAAGAAGCUUCAUGCAAUAUACUAUACUAGAAAAACUUUGAGUUUUACUCAAAUGAAUUAUGCCACGACAGAAAAAGAAAUGCUAGCAGUAAUAUAUGCAAUUGACAAGUUUCACUCUUAUUUGGUAGGUUCUAAGGUCAUCAUUCAUACAGAUCAUGCAGCAUUGAGAUAA
Chenopodium quinoa (quinoa) is the source of this 2145-nucleotide messenger RNA. RefSeq lists its product as uncharacterized. The coding region runs from base 1 to 2145 and encodes 714 amino acids. The record is from RefSeq and is a predicted model, not a curated record. The transcript is spliced from 2 exons. NCBI's taxonomy places the organism in Eukaryota, Viridiplantae, Streptophyta, Magnoliopsida, Caryophyllales, Amaranthaceae.